Molecule: messenger RNA, 2940 nt
Organism: Pichia membranifaciens NRRL Y-2026
Lineage: Eukaryota; Fungi; Ascomycota; Pichiomycetes; Pichiales; Pichiaceae
Exons: 1
Coding region: 26-2755 (909 amino acids)
Biological process (GO): exocytosis; Golgi to plasma membrane transport
Cellular component (GO): cytoplasm; exocyst
Source: RefSeq, a predicted model, not a curated record
AAUUGAAGCAAAGUGACUUCAAGCCAUGUCUUUUGGGUUUGUCAAUACCAAUCAAAUCACUCUGGAGACCUUUUCUUCCGAUACAGCCCCCUCGGAAUUUGUGAACAAGCUAUCCAAGUUAUCGGAGGAUACAAAUGGUCACGACACUUAUAUUCACACCGAUAACAAUAGGGUUCAAUAUGUAGAUCCUGUCCCUUACAUCAAUUCUCUCCGUAGUGUACAAGAUAAGCUAUCUUUACUUAUGGACGAAUGUGAGAAAAAGAAGGACGUAUUUGAAAGAUCGACCAAAAAGAGAGAAAAUGACCAUUUCACAAACGUUAUUACUCAAUCAACGACAGCUGCAGACUUGAAGAGUAAAUUCAAUGACUUACUUUUAACGGUUGAAAAACUUAAUACAUCCAAGAUUGAUCCGCUAGGUGAAAAAUUGAAGAAAGCCAGUACCUUAAAGGACAAUGCUUCCAACAUUAGUUUCUUACUGAAGUGUUACAAUCGAUUUUACAUAAAUAGCGAACCUCCUAUUGAGUUAUCAACCGACAGACAGCGUGCUAACACAUUUGAAACAGCUAGAAUAUUGUCACAGUUGUUGAAGUUAUCAUCGAAGCUAGCCAGUGAUGCUAAACUAUCCAAUGCUGAAAAUGCCCAUACCCUAAUACUGGAAUUUGCAACAACUUUUGAAAGCGAUCAAUUAAAAUCCUUCAAUACAUAUUACCAAUCCAAAAAUUUUGCACGUUUACAGAAUAUAACAAAGACUUUGUUUAUUUAUAAUAAUGGGAUCAACAUCGUGGAUUUUUUUGUUGGAGGUCAUCCAAUUUUUGUUCAAAUGCAGGAUAACGUUAAGCAACCAGUUAGUGAUUCCUAUUGGAAAACUCUACGUAAUCCUACUAGCGUUGACUAUUCAUUAGACCAUGUAUCCGCAGAGCUACUUGAGGCAGUGCGAGAAACAAUCCUAUCCGAAAUUGAUUCAAUAACUACAAUUUUCCAAGAAAAUGCAAAACAAGCCCUGAUAUCUCUUAUUAUCAAGCUUGUGGACAAUAUAGUCAAACCAAGAAUGAAAUUACUGUUAACAACAGCAAUGUCACAAAGUACCCUCUGUUAUUUGAGAAUUUUGCAUUUGUUUUACAAUGGAAUAACACAGAUGGCUUUUGCUCAAUUAAGAUCCGUAUUACUAGAUAAAAGCAUUGAUUUUGGGUUUGAGUUUGAUAAGAUUUACAACUCUCUGUUUAAUGAACAUUUGAAGGAAAACUCAUACUUUACUUUAGAAAAGGAGAAUUUAGAGAGCUUAAUUGAUUCUUUAAUUGGGCCAUUUGAAGAUGCAAAUAGAGAUGCGAUCAAAGAAAAAAAACUCACAAUGAAAAUCGAAAAAGUUAAGGAAGAUGAAAUCCUAGAGGAACAAUCCCAAGAACUGGAAGGAGUUCACUCGCAUGAAGAUGAAAAUCCAUACGAAGCUUCCUCUCCUACUUUAGCCAACGCAAAAUCGAAGGCUCCAAAUUCUUCCGCUCACUCUAACAUUGAUUUAUAUUUACCUGACUCUCGUAUACUUAGAGAUAAGCUGAGAAGUGCUAGAAACUAUGUUCCUAAUUCUCAAAAGUUCAAAAAAAUGACUGGCAUCUCGUCAUUUAUCAAAAUCAACGAGAAGUACUCCUUAUUUGAUAGGUACAAAUCAUCUUAUGGUACAACAAGUACUAAUGCAACAGAGUUAUUUGGUAACUCAGUUACAGAAGAUUUGGUAGCGCCUCAAUCGAAAUCUGCGCUCUCUCUGAAAGUGACUCAAAGUAUAUAUAAGUUGGUGUUAGAGGCAUUGACCAGAUCAAUUGAAUUAAUGCCUUCCCAAAUUAGUCUACACAGUGUUGAGCUUUUCAAAUUGAUGCUUUAUAAAGUUGGCCCAUCUUAUAUUGCUGUUGGACUAGAAUCUCUAUAUGACACAUACGUUGAUUCUCAGCUAAAAAACAAGAGUGUCUUUGGACGUGGCGCUACUACAGACAUUGAUUUGAGCUUUUUAUCUCAGUUUUACACAAUAUUCGUACAACUAUACUUACUUUCAACAGUGGUAAAAAAAUCUUUCUAUCCAUUAGUAUCAAGCGAGCAUGACACCAAUUUCAUAAGUCAUUCUUUCAACUUAUUUUUACAAGAUGUUGAAAUAGGUGUUAAUGUUACUGUGAAUGAUCUUGUCGGAAUUGUACAAGAAAGGAUUAACCUUAUUUUAUCGAAACAACCGGUGAAUGACUAUAUGGUUGUAAGCGAGUCUGACAGGACUCCAACGUGUGACUCGGUGGUGGCAUUUUUAGAGAACAUACUAAAUAGUGCAUUGGAAGAGCUAAGCUUUGACCCAGUUUUGAAGUUAAGAUUUGUGAAUAAGAUCUCUAGCUAUUUUCUUUCUAUGCUGAUUCUCCAUUUGAGUCACUUGAAGGUUUCUAUGAACGGGUUCACUCUUCUCACUCAUGAUCUAGCCCAAUAUAUCUUGAUAUUCAACAGUAUUAAAAUAGAUAAUACAGAAUCUCUUGAUCUUUAUGCUGAUGAAGAAGGGUCUAGAAAUGCAAAAGGUGACAAUGACAAUAAAUGGGUCAAGGAGCAGCUUGAUCAAAUACAGUCUGCCUUCAAAAUAUUGAAUGAAUUGCCUGGGCUAUACACUUGCCAGCCUGAAUCACUCAAAGAAUUUUGCAGUGAGGGUAAGCUAAAUGAGCUAAAGAAGAGUGUUAUUAGGGGUUACAUUUCCAACAGGGAGGACUUUCAGACUUGGUUCUUGUCAAAUAUUUAAUACUUCAUUAUUUUAGCUAUAAGUUGACUUUUAAGCUAGAAAAAGAUAUGUAUCAGGGAAAUAUAUAUCAGGCUAUCAGCCUUUCGCAAAUUCUUGUAGUUUUUUAUAUAGUAAAGUUAGCUGAUUUGCAGCAUUUUCGGUUAGCAAAGUCUUGAUUUCUCCAACAAAGAACUUUUUAUUAUCGG